Molecule: messenger RNA, 402 nt
Organism: Penicillium chermesinum
Lineage: Eukaryota; Fungi; Ascomycota; Eurotiomycetes; Eurotiales; Aspergillaceae
Product: putative extracellular serine-rich protein
Exons: 1
Coding region: 1-402 (133 amino acids)
Source: RefSeq, a predicted model, not a curated record
AUGCACUUCACCAAGGCUCUUUUCUUCCUUCUGGCCCCUGUCGCCCUCGCUGCGCAGGCUGCUCCUGCCCCUGAACCAACCAGUACCAGCACACUCACCCUGACUGUGACUCUGGCUCCCUCGGGUUACACCUCCACUCCAACUGUGACCCCUACCUCCACUCCUCACAGCACCAGCACUCCGCUGAAGUCAAGCUCCAGCUUCAUCCGAAGCCCAUCUUCCACUCCUCUGGCCCGCCCUACCGGCCUCGUCCUGAUCGAGACCUCUGCCAGCGGUGCCAGCGCAACCACUACUGCCAGCCCGUCGUCCACUCCUGCUGGCACCAAUGCCGGUGUUGGUCGCCAGGUCCCAGGUGCUGUCGCGGCUGGUGCGCUGGCCGUCGCCGGCUUCUUGCUAGCCUAA